Messenger RNA from Aricia agestis (brown argus), 448 nucleotides. RefSeq lists its product as uncharacterized. The transcript is spliced from 3 exons. Lineage: Eukaryota; Metazoa; Arthropoda; Insecta; Lepidoptera; Lycaenidae. The record is from RefSeq and is a predicted model, not a curated record. The coding region runs from base 88 to 381 and encodes 97 amino acids.
UGUGACCGCGGUUAAAGUAAUGUAUUGCGCUAUUUUUUUCCACUCUACGAGUCAUUCUGUUCCCAGGACGUUUAAAGCCCAUCCAUCAUGAGUAUCACCUUCUGCGAGAUCGUGGGUAACGACUGCCUUGCCAAAAUGAGGGUCAAGUACAACCAGUUCCUGGACGCCCUCAACGACCCCCAGCAGCCCGAGGUCAAGAUCUUCGCGCCCCUCGGCAAAGAGGCUGAGGAGCAGAUGGACCUGGUGCGGGAAGUCACCAAGUAUCUGCAGAAGAAGAAAGAGGAGGAGGUCAAUGCUGCGGAAGCUAAGCGCGUAGAAGAAGCCAAGGCUGUGGAAGCAGCGGCCGCCCAGGCCGCCGCAGAAACGCCCAAGGAACAGUGAAAACUAGACAUUUAAUAUACCCUGUUAUUAAGUACUUAGUAAAAAUAUAUUUACUUAGCACAUGUAA